Messenger RNA from Exophiala oligosperma, 1861 nucleotides. RefSeq lists its product as uncharacterized. Gene Ontology annotation, molecular function: 5-methyltetrahydropteroyltriglutamate-homocysteine S-methyltransferase activity; zinc ion binding. The record is from RefSeq and is a predicted model, not a curated record. Bases 150 to 1382 code for a protein of 410 amino acids. The transcript has 3 exons. NCBI's taxonomy places the organism in Eukaryota, Fungi, Ascomycota, Eurotiomycetes, Chaetothyriales, Herpotrichiellaceae.
ACUUGGGCAAAGCGUUCAAAUUUGAUCCAGAGUUUUCCCAAUUCCUAUCUUCCCCCUCGUCUAGACCUCGUAUCGAGCUUUUGGAUCUUUUCUCUCAAAAGUUUCCCUUUCAUUUCUCAUUUUUUUCCGGAGUAGAGAUCACAUCGACAAUGGCAUCUUCGUCCCAACUUCACCAUGCCCCACCCUUCAGGGCCGAACACAUGGGCUCACUCCUCCGACCCCAAAAGCUGCUAGAUGUCCGCGCCCAAAUCCGCGACGAGGGCAUCUCGGAGGAGGCAGCUGGCCUGCCCGCCAUCGAGAAGGAGUCAAUCGGCAAGAUCGUCAAGACUCAGCUCGACCUCGGCUUCAAGGCCGUGAACAGCGGCGAGUACAACCGUACCCGAUUCUGGGGUCUGUUUUGGGACGAGCUCGAGGGCACGACCAGACUGCAGGACGCCGACGCCAGCAUGUUCCGGCUGUACCACCCGGACGUGGUGAGUCUGAUCGAAAAGGACCGCAAAGUCAUGCCCGGGGACAGCGUGAUCGCCGGUUCAAAGAUUCGGUACCCUGCCAACGGCACCAAGAGCAAUCUUGCCGAGUUGAAGGAGGUUCAGGCUUUCGUCCCCAAGGAAGAAUGGGGAAACAUCAAGUUGACCGUCAUUACACCUGCUUGGUUCCACAUGAGAUACAAGCAAGGCAAGGCGUACACCCCCGAAGCCUAUUCGAAUGAUGCCGAAUACUUUGCCGACGUCGCAAAGGCUUACAAGGCCGAGUUACAAGUCUUGUACGAUGCCGGGUUGAGAAACGUUCAAUUCGAUGACCCUGGUUUGGCAUAUUUCUGUUCCAACGCCUUCCGCAAGGGUUGGGAGGAGGACAAGGACAACGUCGGGACGGUCGACGAGCUUCUGGACGCCUACAUCAAGCUGUACAACGACUCCAUCGCCGGCCUGCCCGCCGACCUCCACACGGGCGUCCACCUGUGCCGGGGCAACUUCAUCGGGGGCCGACACUUCGCCGAGGGUGCCUACGACAUCAUCGCCAAGAGGCUGUUCGAGAACCUCAACGUCAACACCUUCUACCUGGAAUACGACACCGAGCGGGCCGGAGGGUUCGAACCUCUCAAGUUCCUCCCCAGGAACAAGAACGUCAUCGUGGGUUGCAUCAGCACGAAACUGCGCCAGCUCGAGGACAAGGAGGCCACCAAGGCCAAGAUCUACAAGGCCGCCGACUUCGUCGCGCAGGGGUCCGGGCAGACCCGCGAGGAGGCCCUCAAGAGGAUCGGCGUCAGCCCCCAGUGCGGCUUCAGCACCCACGAGAGCGGGUACCCCCUGUCCGACGACGACCAGAGUGCCAAACUGGCCCUGGUGAGGAAGGUGGCCGAUGAGAUUUGGGGUGAGCCGUAGAUGACCGCACAAAGUGGUCGAGGGUGACACGAAACAUGAGAUGUGGCCGAGGAGAGGAAGCUGAAGGCCGGGAGAUAUAUAUACAUGUGCGUACCCUAGGUUUGUAUAUGUACAGAAAGGCCAUGAUGGCAACGAGGUGAGAUGACUUUUGGUAACGAACGGACGAGAAAAAAAAACAGAAAAGAAUUCUCAAAAGGGGCCCAAGUAUAUCCCGCUAGAGGAGGGUAUACUUUUUGUCUGUCACCAGUGGCUUUUUCAACAAAAAGCUGGAGUUGGACAAAUUUUUUCAAGAGACGAACAAAGGACAGCAUGUGGUGGUGGCGUGGUACCGGGGAAGUACCUAGAAUACGCAGUUACGGUUUCGAGUGGAUUCAACAUGAUACCCCCCAAAUAUGAAGCGAUGAGUAUAGUUCGUCCAUUUGAGGUACCAAUUGUACCUUUGUAGGAUGGAUGUAGCUGAUAUGAAAUAUACAAAUGAG